UUGUCAGCAACUGAUCAUUUGUCAAUUGUCAUCGGAAUCUCCAAAAAAAGCCACCAAUCCCCAAAGUCCCCCAAGAUUUUAUAGAACCCUAAUUUCUCAUUCAAUCUUUCACCAAAACCUUUCUAUAGUUUCUGAACCAGAGAGAAUUGGAAGAAAAUGUUUAACCUGAAAAUCCACACCGUCGAUUUCCCUCAACCGCUCCACACCACCUUCAUUUCCGCCGCCCACCGGAACGAUGAUCUGAGGCCUGCUCAACUGAUGGGCGUCCCCCACCUCUUCCGCCAGCUGCCAUCCGGCUCCGCCCCGCCCAUCACCAUCGCUAAUGUAAGCGCCCGUACCACCCUCGUAUUUGUAGUUGCCGUCCCCAAUUAUAUGUCCGUAGAUGAUUUCCUCCUCUUCUGCGGAAAAGAGGUCCCUCACUUCAAAGAAAUCCUCUUUUUAAGAAAUGAUGCUAUGGAGGAUAGGUACAGUGUUUUGAUCAAAUUAGAAGAUCGGUUGUCAGCUGAUGGGUUCUAUUGUAGUUAUAAUGGCAAAAGAUUUAAGCCAACCGAGGUUGAGGUUUGCCAUAUAUAUUUUGCUCAAUCUGUCGAGUACACAGACUCUGCAGAGAUUGCUAGUAUACCUCCACUGGAUUAUACAGAACUGCCCUCGUGCCCUGUUUGCCUUGAGAGAUUGGACCCAGAUACUAGUGGAAUACAGAGCACGUUGUGUGACCACUCUUUUCGUUGUUCUUGCGUCUUGAAGUGGACAUACUUGUCUUGCACGGUAUGUCGACUUUGUCAACAACAAGAUGAAAGGCCAGCCUGUGCUAUAUGUGGAACUUUCGAGAACCUUUGGAUCUGUUUGAUCUGUGGUUUGUUAGGAUGUGGAAGAUACGAACAAGGUCAUGCUAGUGAGCAUUGGAGUGAUAAGCACCACCAUUUUUCUCUCGACUUGGAAAAGCAACAAAUCUGGGAUUAUGUUGGGGAUAAAUAUGUUCAUCGGUUGAAUCACUCAAAAGCUGGUGUCAAAUCAGUUGCCGUAAAUUCACAGUGCACUUCAGUUGAAGAAUGCGGAACAUGUGGAUAUAGUGAAGAUGAAGGAUUGGCCGGUGCCCUCUUCAGCAGUAAAAUUGAAGGGAUUUUGGACGAGUACAACCAUCUUCUUGCAAUGCAGCUGGAUGAGCAGAGACAGCAAUAUGAAAAAUUGCUUGCUGAAGCGAAAAGUGGAAAAGAGAGCUCAAUAAAGACAGCCGUGGACAAGGCCAUAUUUUCAAAAACACUUGAACUCGAAUACAAAUGGGAAAAAUAUGAAGAGGAACAAAGAGUUGUUUCAACUAGGAAUCAAGAGCUUAUGAAGAAACAAGUAUUGCUACAGAAUACAUAUAAGGAAAUUGAAGAAAGGGAAAAAUCACGCCUCAAGUCGAAGGAUGAACAUAUUGUAGAUCUGCAAGAACAGAUAAGAGACCUAAAGGUUUUCCUGGAAGCCCAGAAAAUGGUCGCAAGCACGGGAGACUCGGAUAGCCUUAAAGGGGGGACUGUUUUGCCUGUAGAAGCAAACCCGUCAUCAUCUGGCAACGGCAAAAGGCGCACAAAGACUGGCCGAAGACGGAAUUAGUCUUUCGACAGCAUCAUGUUUCUGCUUGUUUAAGAUACGUGCUCAAUGCCUUGAGUAAAUUGAUUCGAAACUUUAUUAGUUACUAUGAUGGAAGACCUUUAAAAAUUUUACUUGUAAAUUCAAAUCAGUGAUAUCAGUAAUAAUCGUGUGGCGCCUUUACUUUUUCUCUA
Salvia hispanica is the source of this 1766-nucleotide messenger RNA. It is a transcript of the gene BRIZ1, whose product is annotated as zinc finger (ubiquitin-hydrolase) domain-containing protein. NCBI's taxonomy places the organism in Eukaryota, Viridiplantae, Streptophyta, Magnoliopsida, Lamiales, Lamiaceae. The record is from RefSeq and is a predicted model, not a curated record. Gene Ontology annotation, molecular function: zinc ion binding; ubiquitin protein ligase activity. Gene Ontology annotation, cellular component: cytoplasm. Gene Ontology annotation, biological process: protein ubiquitination; Ras protein signal transduction.